Molecule: messenger RNA, 1017 nt
Organism: Meloidogyne enterolobii
Lineage: Eukaryota; Metazoa; Nematoda; Chromadorea; Rhabditida; Meloidogynidae
Source: the annotation of a GenBank genome assembly
AUGAAGUUAGUCCGUUUUUUGAUGAAGCUCUCGCAUGAGACGGUUACUAUCGAAUUAAAGAAUGGAACUCAAGUUACAGGAGCAAUUCAAGGCGUUGAUGUUGCUAUGAAUAUGCAUUUACGUUCAGUGAAGAUGACUAUACGUGGACGUGAACAAAUGCAACUAGAUACGCUUUCUAUACGAGGGAAUAAUAUUCGCUAUAUUCAAUUGCCGGACUCACUUCCACUUGAUACUUUACUUGUUGAUGAUGAGCCACGAAAGAAGCCAUCUCAGCGACGUUUUGGAUCGGGACGUGGGCGUGGUGGCGGACGUGGUAGAGGAGGCACUCGUGGAGCGCGUGGUGGAAGCCGUGGUAGACGUUAAUUGAAUGAAAAGGAGAAAUGGAGACUUUUUUUGUUUUUGAUCAUUAAUUUAUAUUAUGAGUUUUUGAUUUUUUGGUUAAUGCAGGAAAGAUUUAUAAUUAUUAGAAGUUUAACAUAAGUUAGAUUGCAUGGUCCACAUUUUUUACUUCCGUCAGUUUUUGACUUUUAACCUUAAAAAACCCCUUUAUGGAUCUGACCUGCAUUAAAUUUAAUAUCUUUAAUCACCACAAUCCAUAUUGUUGUGACAUUUUUCUACUUUUUCAUUGUUUUUACUAAUUAUAUAAAUAUGAAGUUGAAAAAUAAAUCUUGAUUCUUUUGAUUUGAUACUUUUACUGAUUUUAUUCUUUUACAUUCUUUUAUUGAUUCUUUUACAAAGUUAUUCCAAUCAGUUCAUUCCGCACUAAGUUUUUUACCGUAAAAUGAUCUGAUUGUUCGAGUUUAAAAAUAGCCCUGAAAUGUUUCAGCGACUAGUGCUGCGGCAAAACGUCCCUCACACAAAAACCGUGUUUUUAAAAACCCGCCUUUUGGCACAUUUUUUUCGUCUUUGGCACAAAAACUUUUCCAUAAAUCCGCUUUAAUCCAAUCCAUUAUCUUUAAGUUUCUUGAUAUUUCAGUUUUUGAUAUUACAGAAACCUAUUUUAGCUUAAUAUUAUUC